This is a messenger RNA of Mangifera indica (mango), 366 nucleotides long. RefSeq names its product auxin-responsive protein SAUR77-like. The transcript has a single exon. The record is from RefSeq and is a predicted model, not a curated record. The coding region runs from base 1 to 366 and encodes 121 amino acids. Lineage: Eukaryota; Viridiplantae; Streptophyta; Magnoliopsida; Sapindales; Anacardiaceae.
AUGGAUUGCUUGGUUUUUCCCAUUUCGAUUCUGCUAAAGCGCUCACGCUUGGCAUAUCACCCUCUCACACAAGAAGCUGGCUGCUUGGAACCGGUCACCGUGGUGGUGGGGAAGGAGAAGAGAGAGUUUCUGGUGGACCCUUUUGUGUUAGAAGAAAACCCUUUUAGGGUUUUGAUUGAUACAGUCAUGAAGAAGAAGGAGGGCUAUGAUAAUAUUGAUGAAACAAAGAGCGAAAAGAGAGUUGUAUUAGUGGGUGUAGAUGCAAUUUUGUUUGAGCAUAUGUUGUGGUUGCUGUACAGUGAUUGUUCUUCUUUGUUUCAGCUUAAUAUCAGAGAGAUUAUUGACUUCUACACUCAUGAUUAUUAG